Molecule: messenger RNA, 4987 nt
Organism: Linum trigynum
Lineage: Eukaryota; Viridiplantae; Streptophyta; Magnoliopsida; Malpighiales; Linaceae
Source: the annotation of a GenBank genome assembly
CACCGUUUGAGAUGUGAUUUCUCGUGUUUUAAGCCGAUUUCACGCUAGGUUGUGCUUGUUUGUGAUAUUUCAAGUCCUAGUACGUGAAUGGAGGCUUGGGAGCGAGUUUGGGGUCGAUUUGACGAAGAUCGGGCGCGAGGCAAGUCACAAAGGAGGCCACACGGGCACACCCACAAAUCACACGGCCGUGCAACUCAUAUUUCUGGCCGUGUGAGAUUGUGCGAGAGCAAACACGGCCUGCCCUGACAACACACACGGCCGUGUGAAGAAGUGGCUUGGCCGUGUGACUUUCGCCGAGAGCAAACACGGGCAGAUGGAAGUCACACACGGCCGUGCGACCCUGGCCGUGUGAGAAGCCUGAAAAUCGAACUAAGUGGAACGCAAUGUUUUGACUCACACGGGCAACUGGGUAUGCCACACGGCCGUGUGGCCCUGCCUGUGUGAGUCGGGAUUUCCUGGUUUUAACCUAAUUCUGGGCUGCAAGAGAGAGAAUCGGACUUUUUGAGCAAAAACAGAGCCCUAGAGAGAGAAAGGACAAAGAACACAUCCUAGAAGCCAUCUUGGCGCUGGGUUUCAUCAAAUCAAGCUUGGAGAUCGUCAUAGGAGUGGAAAUCAUCAUCCCAGAGCAGAUUCUUCCCAUCAGUAUGAGUAUGACUGCUUUGUAUCUUGUUUUUCUCUCUCUCUCUCUCUAUGGAGUAGAACCCCUCUCUCACUUGGGGAUGAAGAACCCUAGUUCUAUGUGUUAGGGAUUGAUUGUAAUGACUUGGGAUGAUAUUACUGUUUGAUUUUAAUCGAAUGAUGCAUGUUUAUUGAGUCAAUUGAAGUCUGAUCAACUUUUCCUGAUUCCUGCUGCAAUCUGAGAUAGAUAGAAUCUGAUUAGGUUGUUAGAGUCUCAUCAUUCGAUAGUAGGAGAUUGGCUAUACGAGAGUUAGCCAGUUUACUGCUUUGUACUGGAAUCCAAUUCCAGUAGUGGAGUUCUGUUCUUACUGCUUCAGCUUUCUAUCCCGGUGAAGACUAGUCGUCUGCCGGGUAGUUAGACUGAGAGGGCUUGGUCAGCUUAAGAGAUUCCAAGCUACUGUCGGAUCUUCCGCAGUCUAAUCAACAGUAAAUCAACCCAGGGAAAUACAAUUGAAACCUAACUAAGGAGCUAGGGGGAUUCAUUCCCGAGUGACUCUUACCUGCUUGAGAAAACCGAAUAAUUUCCUGCUUUCUUUCUGCUUUUGCUUUUAAACAACAAUCACAUACUUUAGUUGGCUAGAUAAUAGAGAAUCACUGAGUAAGCAGUAGACCUAGACCCCGGGUUGAUAAUAUAACUUGCCUGUUACUGCAUUCCCGGUCUGCGAUUACACUUGGUCGCAGAUUGGUGUUGUGUUUUACCGUGUCAAGUUUUUGCCGCCGUUGCCGGGGAACCUCUAGGUUAUUGGGGAAACGUGAGAAUUUGUUACUCUAGCUUUUUCUUUAUUGCAUUUUAUCUCUUCCACCUGUGUGCCUUCACGGGUUGCUUCUGCUGAUUGUGUGCAGGUAGUGCAUGACCCGUAGCCAGUCGGGAGAUCUACUACCACUAGACCAGGAGCUUGAACGAACCUGCAGAAACUUCAAGCGGGCUCUAAAGGCGCGACUGGCUGCGGAGGAGGCGCUAGCACAGCUACAGAUCACUGAAGAAGAGGAGAUGGCUGAUCCACAGGGCCAUGCUGUGGUCGAUCCCGAGGAGCAGACCAUGGGAUCCUACUGGAUUGCUAGAGCUGCGGACAUGAGGUCACCCAUUCAGCAUCCUCAUGUCCCAGCCAACAAUUUUGAGGUGAGCACCUCAGUAAUCACCAUGCUGCGCGGUUCAGUGGUGUUCCGUGGUGAAGAGGGGGAGUGCCCUCGUUCACAUCUCAGGCGAUUCCACGAUCUCAUCGAUGGAAUCAAGAUCAAUGGGGUCCCAGCAGAUGCCAUCCAGCUGAGGUACUUCCCAUUCACCUUGGAGGGGCAGGCCAAGGAGUGGCUAGACACUCGACCUCCGGGAUCCAUCACCACGUUCGCCAACCUGGCGGACAAGUUCCUUACCCGCUACCAUCCUCCGUCCAAGACGGCGGACUUGCAGAAGCAGAUUACCCACUUCACCCAGGAUGAAGAUGAGACCAUCCGGGACGCCUGGGAGAGAUACAACAGCCUCUUCCUGAGGUGUCCCAAUCAUGGUUUCAACGAUGCUUUCAAGGUAGGAACCUUCUAUCACGCCCUCUUCCCGGAGGACAAGCAGCUGAUUGAUUCGGUUUGUGGCGGGAACAUGCUGACCAAAACACCACCACAGCUGAGUCAACUCUUUGAGGAGAUGGCGGAGAAUGGGUAUGAUUGGGGCACUGCCAGGAGAUCGAGACGAGCACCAGGACGGGGUGUGCAUGCUGUAGGCACCCAGUCAUCUGAUUUGGUGCAGGUGGUAUCGAAGCUGGUGUCAGCUAUCGAUCGUUCUGGUUUGAUUGCAGGUACAGAACAGCCGCAGGCGAUGCUCUGCCAGUGGUGCGAGAGCACCCAUCACACUGUUGAAGAGUGCCAAGCGAUGAAGGAAUCGACAACACCCCAGGAGCAGGUGAACUUCAUCAACAAUGUUAGGCGCAACGACCCCUACAGCAAUACUUACAAUGAGGGGUGGCGCCAGCAUCCCAACUUCUCCUGGGGUGGGGCAAAUUUCAGAUCACCAGUCCCCCAGGGACCACCGGGCUUCCAGAGGCCACCAUAUCAGCCCAGACAGGGGCAAUUCCAGCAGCAGCAGUCUCUCUACCAGCCCAUGCAGGGGCAUGCUGCUCCAUCACAGCCGCGACCUUUCCAGCAGCCAGGUGCAGCCCCUGCCGCCCCAGUGCAGAAUGAUCAGAUGGCUGAACUGCGGGAAUUGGUGGGUUCUCUCGCCAGUUCUAGUGCUCAAAAAUUUAACACCAUCGAGCAGUUCAUGGAAAAGGCAUCGGGUAAAUUCCUGGCUCUUGAAGCUGGCCAGAGGAACACACAGGCUGUCUUGCAGGAUAUCCAGACCCAGCUGGGGAGUGUGGCUCAAGCAGUGGCACAAAGGGCUCCUGGUACCUUGCCCGGUCAGACCAUUCCUCACCCUCAGAACCCGAAUGAGCACUGCAAUGCCAUCAUGACCAGGAGUGGCAAGAUGACUGUUGAUCCACCUGCUCGGGAACAAGAGAGAGAGGCCCCUGCCUCGGCAUCUCCAGCAGCUGAAGCAGAAGCCGAGAAGGAGGUUGAGGUGUCUUGAUGCUCUAAAACACAACACCUAACAAUGGCCAAGUGUAACCAAUGGAAGGGACUGCAGUAUAGUGGCUCAAGUGAUAAAUAUCGAAUCCACGGGUCUCUAGAGUUACUAUUACUCAGCUUCAGUUUAUUAUUUAGCAAACCAAAUUAAGAUGAAAGAACUAAAACUACUCUAGCAAACUACAGUUAAAGUUAAUCUAAUUACAGGUUGGGAACUCACUUAGGUAUGAUUCCCCCUAGCCACUAGCCAGAUUAAUGAUUGAUGAUCUCUAACCUGUUUCACUUUCAUUCACAAUGCGGAGAAUCCUUGACUAGACCUUGAGUCUCGACUAAAGGAACAAGGCCCUCUUGAGUCAAUUGCCUAGAGGGACGUAUCCUUCUCUAGAACAACUGAUCAAGGCGUUCUGAACUAGACUCCCUCUAUCGAAAGGGGUUCUCAAUCGAUACAAAGCAGUGAAUCAACCCUCGACUAAAGCAAUCGAUCCACUACUAUCAAUCUAUGGUGCUCUAUUGACCUAAUCAGGUAUUCCCUCUCAUAGGAUCAAAGCAGAAUCAAUAAUCUCGACUAAAGCAGAAUUGAAUCAUGAAAACAUGCAUAGAUUGAAUAUGAACUCAAGAUUAUCCAGUCAGAGUACUCAUACAAUCAUCCAAUCAAACAAACAUAGCUAGGGUUCCUCAAAACCUAAGUGAAGGGAAGUUACUCCAUAGAGAAGAGAGAGACUGCAGUAAGAAUCUUCAGAUGAUCAGUCUUCAAGUCCGGGCUUGUUCCUCAAGCUUCCAAGGCGAAGAAAUCCUCCUUCUCUACUCCAAGAAUGCCCUCAAAUCGCCCUCUCUCUCUUUGGUUCGUCCCUUGGGUGUUUGGGAUCCAAAAACCCAGCUGCCCUCUUCUUUGGUUCGGAAUUUGGCUUAAAACCAGGAAAUCCCGACUCGCACGGCCAGGGUGCACGGCCGUGCAUAUCACCAUUCUGGCCGUGCAACUCAAAACGCAGCGUGUCAUUUAGUCGAACUUAGCCCUCUCGCACGGCCAGGGUGCACGGCCGUGCGAGCUUCAGGGGUUGCCCGUGCGUGUCCUCGGCAUAAGGCGCACGGCCAUAUUGCUCACGUGCACGGCCGUGCAGCCUCCCUGGUCUGCCCGUGCAGCUUGCUCAGCCUCUGUUUAAUGCUUCGUUUCUCCCUCGUCCGGACUCCGAAUCAGUCGCCGUUUGAUCCCAGACGCUCGUAGUCUCGUCCUCUUUCGUUUCAUAACAAGCUUGCAUGCUUCUUUGUCCAUAAAGUGAGGUAGAAAUCCAUUCUUCUUCAGGUCAUGCCCGAGUUUCCUCUCUCGAAUCGUCAAUUGAUCUCUGAUUGACUUGAAACUUGCGCCUAUGCUUCACUUUAUGUGCUAGGACCUGAAAUGGGACAAAGGAACACAACCUAGCAUUAAAUAGGCCACAACACACGAAUAUGCCCCUCAAACGGAUAAGAACUAGGGGCGCAAACAUGUGCAAUUACAUCGUUAUCAAACUCCCCCACACUUAACCGUUUGCUUGUCCCCAAACAAACCUAACUCAAACCAAUGCAACUCUCCAGACCUCUAUAGCAACAAACAACCUAGAUCGUAGGUAGAGGACUUCCUAGAUCAUUUAGCAGCUUACGAGGUCAACCGACGCACAAGUCAUCUCAUAGCUUCUUCGGUCAGUCGGCAUCAUGGCAAACAGUGAACAGAGGACAAAUGAAUUGUGGAUGAAGAGAUUCUCAAAAACAAAAGAUCAUGGACUCA